AGUGUAUUUUUUAUGUUUUUAUCGGUGCAAAUAUACAGCAAGUGUGAUAAUAUAUAAUAGGAUAGCAUUUACCAGAAUCACCAAGAACGACGACUUUUACUUUCUCAAUUGCAGCCAUUCACAAGAUUUUAACUCGGUAUUAUGACUGAAGAACGAUUGGUGACUGAGGUGCCCAGCAGCUUGAAGCAGUUGGCACGACUCGUUGUCAGAGGUUUUUAUACGAUUGAGGAUGCUCUCAUAGUCGACAUGCUCGUAAGAAAUCCAUGUAUGAAAGAAGAUGAUAUUUGUGAACUUCUGAAAUUCGAAAGAAAAAUGUUACGUGCUCGAAUAGCCACGUUAAAAAAUGAUAAAUUUAUCCAAGUGAGAUUAAAAAUGGAAACAGGUCCUGACGGAAAGGCACAAAAAGUAAACUAUUAUUUUAUAAAUUACAAAACAUUCGUGAACGUCGUGAAGUACAAACUAGAUCUUAUGCGCAAGCGCAUGGAGACAGAGGAACGCGACGCUACCAGUCGCGCCAGUUUCAAAUGCCCAUCCUGCGGCAAAACUUUCACAGAUCUUGAAGCAGACCAGCUUUACGAUAUGAUGACACAAGAAUUCCGUUGUACAUUCUGUAACCAAGUGGUAGAAGAGGAUCAGUCAGCACUCCCAAAAAAGGAUUCCAGGUUGUUGCUGGCGAAAUUCAAUGAACAGUUAGAAACCUUGUACAUUCUGUUGCGAGAAGUGGAAGGCAUCAAACUGGCGCCAGAGAUAUUGGAACCUGAGCCUGUUGACAUCAACACUAUACGAGGAUUGAACUCAAAACAGAUGGCCCAACGUCCCCCCGGUCAAGAAUGGUCGGGCGAGGCGACGCGUAACCAAGGCAUGUUGGUCGAAGAGACGCGAGUCGACGUCACCAUUGGCGAGGCGGACGGCGCCGCCGACAACAGUGCACUGCGCAAGGAACGACCUGUCUGGAUGGUGGAGAGCACCAUCGUUACUAACGACCAAAGCGACAGCGUACAUUCUACGGACGCCGCUCUGGAGAAAGCUGCCAGCAACGCAAGUAACGCGAAAACUGUUGGAAAGGAAAAGAAUGACGACAUUAUGUCUGUGUUACUCGCACACGAAAAACAAAAUACAGGUAAUAAUGCAGCAACGAACGCUCUAAAGGGAAUUGAACCUGACAGUUCAGAUUCCAGUGACAAUGAGUCUAAAGACCCGUACAAACUCAAGGACGAACUGGCUGCAGUGGCUGAAAUGGAAAGUGAAGAUUCUGAUACGGAUGAUAACGCGCCCACUGUGCUGGUGAACGGCAAAACGGUGCCAAUAACAAGCGUAGACGAUGACGUCAUCGCUCAGAUGACGCCCACCGAAAAAGAAACCUACAUUCAAGUGUAUCAAGAAUAUUACAGCCACAUGUAUGAUUAGAUAAGCGUUAAUUGAAAACAAAUCAACUAAUCAGACGUAAAUAAAUGUCUUGUCUAUA
This is a messenger RNA of Helicoverpa zea (corn earworm), 1465 nucleotides long. RefSeq names its product general transcription factor IIE subunit 1 (gene TfIIEalpha). Gene Ontology annotation, biological process: transcription initiation at RNA polymerase II promoter; transcription open complex formation at RNA polymerase II promoter. Bases 142 to 1407 code for a protein of 421 amino acids. Gene Ontology annotation, cellular component: transcription factor TFIIE complex. Lineage: Eukaryota; Metazoa; Arthropoda; Insecta; Lepidoptera; Noctuidae. The record is from RefSeq and is a predicted model, not a curated record. The transcript has 9 exons.